UGCUGCUGCUGAUGUACACACACUUCCAUACUCAAACAUCAACACCUCGACGCUCCUCAGUGUUCUCUUGUGUGUGUGCCCCGAUAGCUAACGUCUUCAUUCUGGUAAUAUCUGUGAAUGUAUAAUUUAGUGCAAUUUGUGUAACGGGAUCUGGCCGAUAAGACUCGUGUGGCCGUAGAUAAGCGGUUGAUAACGUGCCAGCCACCAAACAUUAGUACCAAAGCGAGGAAGGAUGUACAUCCAACGCCAGAAAACUUGUGCCGAUUAAUACUUUGUUUUAAGUGAGGUAAAGGCUGUUCCAAAAUACCUUCGUAGACUGGAGAGGGAGCACCAGCCAAGGGACGUGUGGAUAUAGGGCGCUUGCAGGCCCCUAGAUACUACCAGAGAGCCGUGAACCAUCCUUCCUCUCCGCGGGGAGACGAUGAUGGGCGAGUGGCUACUGGUGGUGGUAGCCGGGAGCCUGGUUAGUUAUGUCCACGCCCAGCUGGGCGAGGGCGGCCACCAUACAACCACCAUCACCACCACCACACAGACUACAACCACCCCGGACCACCCAUUAAACUACGACUACCACGAAGUGGACGACGCAGAGGAGGACGACGAGGACGAGCCUUCAGAGGGCGUGGCAGCGAGGGCGCCUCGCAGGUGGAAGCCCGUCGAGCAGACGUACAUGGGCUGCCUCCACAACCAGACCAACUUCGCCGGCACGCUCAUGUUUGUCAACCUUCAGGAGGUGGAGGUGGAUGAGCCCUUGACGAGUUUGGAGGCGGCGUGUUACCAACUGUGUCUCGACAAGAAGCCCUUUGCCGAGUACAUCACAGUGGCAGAGGCUGUCAACGGCAGUGCUGACGCUUGCGGUUGCUAUUAUGAAGGAGAUCUCGAUCUGGAGAACACGGUGAACGAUGUAUUGUGUGCAGGAGGAAUGUUGGGGUAUUAUGGCGUGUACUGCGGACCUGGCGACGAGGAGUGCUUCAGUGGAGCACCGGCUGUGGGCUGCUCUGCAUUAGCCCUGGUUAUGAUUGUGUUACCUCUGCUGCUGACGUCCUGACGUACUCGAUGAUGAUGCCUGCAGUUGCUGCUGCUGCUGCUGGUGGUGAUGAUGAUGAUGCCUGAUGCUGCUGCUGCUGCUGGUGAUGAUGAUGAUGAUGCCUGAUGCUGCUGCCGAUGUUACUGACGGCGUAGUGAACUUGCGGCUCAAGUUGCUCUCCGAUUCCUAUGCAUUCCUCCUGAGAGUCUAGUCAUUUUACUGAUAGCCUCGCCCUCCCGCUGAUAUCCUGACUCCCUGCCAAUACCCUGUCAUUCAUUGUCUGCCGAAUUCUGUGUUCAUGAUUUGCGAAUUUUCGACCGUCUGUCCCAGCUGGUGUCGACUGCCUCUGGCAACCUUGAAAAGGUCACAAGAUUAAUAUUUUGUUAAUAAAAAUGAUAGUUUAAAUAGUCAUUAAAAAUUACAUUAAUGUCAUAAAAACAAUGUCUUUUGGAUUCAGUAGUAAGGUAAAACAAUAAAAUGCAUGUUUUAAUGUGUCCAUGUAUAUGUAAUUGUAUAACAUGGUUUAAGGGGGGCUAACACUGUUUUAUAGAUUUUGAAAUUGUUGCCAUACUGCAUAAAUAUUUAUGCAGAUUUGUUCUCUGAUGUAUAUAUUUUUAAACUGUGUGACUAUUUUAUAAAUAAUGUUUUAUAUUGUUAACUUUAUUAUUACUGCUAAUAUUAUUUUUGUUGCAGUUUUUAUUUGAUGAAUAAAAAGCACUACACACAAUCUACAAUGAA
Procambarus clarkii (red swamp crayfish) is the source of this 1765-nucleotide messenger RNA. RefSeq lists its product as uncharacterized. The record is from RefSeq and is a predicted model, not a curated record. Lineage: Eukaryota; Metazoa; Arthropoda; Malacostraca; Decapoda; Cambaridae.